GGACAUAGUAAAAAAUUAAUAUUUACUGAAAAUGAAACUGAUGCGGAUUUCUGACAAAAUUUGUUAUCAGUAAAACUUUUGUGUAACUUGUUAAUUUCAAUUUUUCUUUAUCAUAUUUUUCAUGUCUUCAAAAAUUGUAAACAGCCCUUAUUACACUCGCUUUCUUCGGAUCAAUCGGAGUGACUUUCCUGAUUCUUGCUUGUGCCCUUCCGCAAUACAACAAAUGGUGGCCAUUCUUCACAGUGCUAUUUUAUAUGGCAUCUCCCCUCCCUACGAUGAUCUCAAAACGCCAAAACUAUGAUAAUUCAUCAUGUCUAGAGCUUUCAAUCUUCGUAACUGUGGGAAUAAUUUUGUCGUCCUUUGCCCUGCCAAUAGUUUUGUGUCUGGCAGGAACAAUCGCAACCGGUGCCUGUGUCCUUAACAUUUUAGGCAAUGUCGUUGUCUACUUGACACUUUUUGGAUUCUUUUUGGCUUUCCAAGAAGAUCAUGGCUGGCAGAUUUAAACAAAGCUACAAACCAACUCACUGUCAUUAAAUUAUGAUUUCCUUUCUUAAAUCAAAAAUUUAGUUAUUGAUGUUUAUAUUCACUCCAAUAUACUUAUCAACUUAUCGAGUAAGAAAAGCAAGGAAUUUAAAUGUUUUAGUGGCAUGGAAUAAGUUUCGUAAUUUAAAAACUUUACUUAAGGCUUUCUAAAACUUCUUCACUCUGUAGAUCAACAUAAAUAGAAAUAAAAUUAUUGAUAUGAUUAAACACAAAGAA
Molecule: messenger RNA, 759 nt
Organism: Clunio marinus
Lineage: Eukaryota; Metazoa; Arthropoda; Insecta; Diptera; Chironomidae
Source: the annotation of a GenBank genome assembly